UUGGACAUUUCCCGCGGUCCCGCCCCCUCCUUACCUCAAAAAUUCUUUUGCAAUUUCCCGCUCGCUGCCAUCAUUUUGAAGCGUAGAUGAGUUGUAGAGAGGGGAAUUGACAAGAGAGUGGAGAUGGGGUAUGAUUAUGAUGAGCAGAAUGAAAAACAUCAGCACCAUGAAGCAGUAGAUGGGCUGUUCAAUCUUUUCAAUAAAGCCAACAAUGAUCUCGCCAUGCUCCAUGACAGACUUGACAAGGAGUUCAAGCAAAUCUACCCCGAUAAUGCAAACCCAAUGAAGCUUGUGGCCAGAAUCAAGAAAAUUCAGGAGGAGGUAUCAUCCCUUAAUGAGCAGUGUCGUGAACUUCUUGCAGCCAAGCAGGAUUUAAUUGACAAAGCCAGGGUAAUCUUGGUUGGAAACAGGUCAUUACUGCAGAGGCUUCAAGCGUCAACAGGGGUUCCAGUUACUGAUGAUUCUAAUGACUCUGCAUACACAAACUUCAAUCAGAUAAUUGAGGAGUGGACAGUUCAAGUGAGAUCAAGAACAGGUGAUGAGAAGCAGGAGUCAGGUCCUGAAGACAUAAACCAUCUGCUCUUCUCAGCAAUCGUUCCAGGCAACUGAAGAUUUUGUUUGUUUGUGCGCAUGCACGCAAGUGUGUGUAUGUGUGUUCUUUUCUUUUCUUUUUUUUUUUGAAUUUUAUUGGUACAUAAGUAAAGAUUUUAACUAGUCAUUGUUCCCAAGCUAGUCGAAGCCAGUUCAUUAACCUCUGAAGUUGGUAAAGCUGUUGCAGUGAUACUUGUAUUUGUAUGCAUUUUAGUUCCUUGGACAUA
Coffea eugenioides is the source of this 818-nucleotide messenger RNA. RefSeq lists its product as uncharacterized. The record is from RefSeq and is a predicted model, not a curated record. Gene Ontology annotation, biological process: chromosome segregation; mitotic cell cycle; cell division. Lineage: Eukaryota; Viridiplantae; Streptophyta; Magnoliopsida; Gentianales; Rubiaceae. Gene Ontology annotation, molecular function: microtubule binding. The transcript has 5 exons. The coding region runs from base 124 to 609 and encodes 161 amino acids. Gene Ontology annotation, cellular component: spindle microtubule; outer kinetochore.